Messenger RNA from Amphimedon queenslandica, 742 nucleotides. RefSeq lists its product as uncharacterized. The record is from RefSeq and is a predicted model, not a curated record. Bases 99 to 665 code for a protein of 188 amino acids. The transcript has 2 exons. Lineage: Eukaryota; Metazoa; Porifera; Demospongiae; Haplosclerida; Niphatidae.
UACUUCCAUUGCCAGCUGUUAUCAUUUGCCUUACUGUUGACAAAUUCAAAUAUAAUAUCUAUCGUUUUCCAACAACUACUUGCAUCAGCAAUGGUGCCAUGUGGUUCUACUCUACCACACUUCCAAUGGAUGUACUAUUUGCUGCUGGAGUUAUAAUGCUGAUUAUAGUUCUUUGGACUAUGAGAAAUAAAACAAAUUUCUUGAAAAAGAAAAAUUGUACUGAGCUUAGCACUGCUGAGAAGAAAAUCCUAUUGGUUUUUACAACUUAUACUAUUUUUGGCGUUUUCAUAUUUGGGUAUGUCAGUGACAUAACAGCAAAAUCUGGCAAGUUUGAAGCAGCUUUAAGAGAAUACUUUGAAUGUGAAGCAUUUGGUCAUGUUCCUGGAAAAUGUGACAGAGGAACAUUUGAUAAAAUCUACAAUCCAUACAUGAGUGUCACUGCAUACAUGCUAAUGAGUUUGAUACCAUUGAGCGUUUUGCACUUCAUACUGAAGUGGAGGUCGGUUAAAAGCACUGGAAAUAAAGCCGUAAAAUUGACAAAGAGGUAUUCAAGUUUUUUGUAUCGUGGAAAAAAUUCUUUCACAACUUCCUCUAUAAGUGUUGCCGAUGAGUUAUCGUCAAAAUCAGAUAAGAGUGCAGAAAUAAGUCAAGACACUGCUGUAUAAUUUGAAAGUGCUCUUGGAAAUUUAUCAUCAAAAUCAUAACAUAAAGACAAGAAAAUAAGUGCAUAAUUUGACUUUUA